Messenger RNA from Micromonas pusilla CCMP1545, 528 nucleotides. RefSeq lists its product as uncharacterized. Gene Ontology annotation, biological process: vesicle fusion with Golgi apparatus; endoplasmic reticulum to Golgi vesicle-mediated transport. The record is from RefSeq and is a predicted model, not a curated record. The transcript has a single exon. NCBI's taxonomy places the organism in Eukaryota, Viridiplantae, Chlorophyta, Mamiellophyceae, Mamiellales, Mamiellaceae. The annotation marks the transcript as partial. Gene Ontology annotation, cellular component: membrane; trans-Golgi network.
GACGACGAGACGCCGCUUCUCGAGGAGCUCGGCAUCGACCCCGGGCAGAUCGUCCGGCGGACGUUCGCGAUGCUCAACCCGCUGUCGACGCGCGCGGAGGACGCGGGCGACGACGACCUCGCCGGCCCGCUCCUCUUCGCGUUCGCGCUCGGCUCGUUACAUCUGAUGCGCGGCCGCGUGCACUUCGGAUACAUCCUCGGGUGGAGCGCGCUCGCGACGUUCGCGAUGCAGUGGCUGCUGAAUCAGCUCGCCGCGGGCGGGGACGGGACGCGGAUAGAGCUGUACCGCUGCGGAAGUAUCAUCGGCUACUGCAUGCUGCCGAUGUGCCUCCUCGCGGCGGCGGCGCUCGUGUUGCCGACGGGGAGCGUCACGACGGCGAUCAUCGCCGCGGUGCUCGUGUCGUGGUGCACGAGCAAGGCGACCGCGCAGUUCCUUCGGUCGCUGCCGAACGCGCAGGGGAAGCGGUUGAUCGUCGCGUACCCGACGUUCACGUUGUACACGUUUUACGCGUUGUUGUCGACGUACUGA